GUACGUAUAUCUCCUUUCUGAAUCCUUGAUGAUUUCAAUCUCGAAAGUCGUCACUGUCUGCUUGUAUUAUACCUCAACAUUUGCGAGGGAUGGCGGGACAAAGUAUGUUGGGGGUAGAGCUCAAGGUAGCUUCCGAUUUCCGUGGGAAUUUCCUCCGAUCUAUAGUUACUACACACACACACCCGCUUUACAUUUCUCCACGUUUCCCUCGGCUGUUGUGUGUUUUUAUGUAACUAAGCUCCCCGUCACUGCUCUUCAUCUCUUCUCCUUUCUACUCUUCAUACUGCUAGGCCCAUUGUCCUAAUACAAGCAAGCUACAGGUCUUACAACUGACGCAUCUCUCUAGACAUCAUCACACAACAGCAACCUAUUGAAGAAUUAAAGACCAAA
Aaosphaeria arxii CBS 175.79 is the source of this 390-nucleotide messenger RNA. RefSeq lists its product as uncharacterized. Bases 29 to 304 code for a protein of 91 amino acids. The record is from RefSeq and is a predicted model, not a curated record. The transcript has a single exon. Lineage: Eukaryota; Fungi; Ascomycota; Dothideomycetes; Pleosporales.